Molecule: messenger RNA, 660 nt
Organism: Drosophila montana
Lineage: Eukaryota; Metazoa; Arthropoda; Insecta; Diptera; Drosophilidae
Product: lysozyme
Exons: 4
Coding region: 33-476 (147 amino acids)
Molecular function (GO): lysozyme activity
Source: RefSeq, a predicted model, not a curated record
UCGGUCAGUCAGUCCAUCCUAGAGUUAAACAAAUGGCUCGGCGGUGCAGUAAAUCGAAAGCCAUUGUCCUGAGCCUGAGCCUGAUCCUGCUGCUGUCGCUGUCGGCGACGCAGUCCAAGCUGCUGACACGCUGCCAGCUGGCCAAGGAGCUGCUGCGUCACGACUUUCCGCGCAGCUAUCUGUCCAAUUGGGUCUGUCUGGUCGAGUCGGAGAGCGGUCGCAGCACUUCGAAGUCCAUGCAGCUGCCCAAUCAGAGCGUCAGCUACGGACUCUUUCAGAUUAACAGCAAGAACUGGUGUCGCAAGGGCCGUCGCGGUGGCAUCUGCAACAUCAAAUGCGAAGAGUUCCUGAACGAUGAAAUCUCCGAUGAUUCGCGCUGUGCCAUGCAGAUCUUCAAUCGUCACGGCUUCCAGGCCUGGCCCGGCUGGAUGAGCAAAUGUCGUGGCCGCACGCUGCCCGAUGUCUCCCGCUGCUAAGACCCCCUCGAUUGGGUCGCCAGCUACGCCUCUGGCACUUUGGAGGAGCAGUUCAGAUUCAGCUUUUUAGUUCUAAACAUAUAUGCUAGCUGUUAGGUUUAAGUUUCGCUCAAUUCAUUGGUUCAUUCAAUUAUAUAAUGCGACAUAUUCGGUUCAUAUUGCUUCGAGAUUACGUUUUUCCAGG